GUAAGUACCAUCUGCAGCAAAUCCUGGAGCGGAAUGCACAGAACUCAAGAAUGAUCAGGCAUUAGACGGGAGAAUCAGUCGACGGCAACGACGAUCACACGAAUUACGCAUUCGGUCACUGAGGUGACGCAAGUAUUGAGAAUGACAACGGCGCAUUUCGGCGUCCAAGAGCAUGUUCUACCAACCUCGUACAUCCGAGAAUAUGCCCGAUCGACUGCCGACGACCAGGAACACGAGCUCAAAUUGGCUGUUAAGCAAUAUACGCCAUUGAAGGCUGCCCAGCCUGGACUGCGGAGCGUGACCAUCGUCGGCGCACACGCAAACGGGUUUCCCAAGGAAUUAUAUGAGCCCCUGUGGGAUGAGCUGUACGUACGACUUGAAGCCCGGGGCCUACAUGUUUGCAAUGUUUGGAUUGCCGAUGCGGCGCAUCAAGGCGCAUCUGGAGUUCUAAACGAAGAACAGCUGGGCGAUGAUCCCUCGUGGAUGGAUCACUCGAGGGAUCUGUUUCUCAUGAUAAACCAUUUUCGGAAGCAAAUGCUACGACCUUUGAUCGGUGUUGGCCACAGCAUGGGAGGAUGCCAUCUUGCAAACUUAUCAUUGAUGCAUUCCCGACUCUUCACCACCCUGAUCCUGAUCGAUCCGGUCCUGAUGAGACACAACCCCUCUGAGAAAGGCCCUCCUCUCGCCGUGAUAUCUACACGGCGCCGCGAUCUAUGGCCCAGUAGACGCGCCGCGGAAUCCGGGUUCCUCAAGUCCAAAUUCUAUCAAAACUGGGAUCCCAGAGUCCUAGCCAAUUGGGUCCGCUAUGGCUUGCGAGACCUGCCGACACAGAUAUAUCCUGACACAGACACAACCCAGCAACAUGACGUCGGAGUCACUCUCACAACAACCAAGCAUCAGGAAGUCCUAAGCUUCAUGAGGCGGAACUUUCCGACAAAGGACUUCCCGAACCCUUCCAUCGAGCCGAAUCCACGAACACAUCCCGAUGUGGAUCCAAAUAUACAGCCGUCCUCGCCUUUUUACCGCUUUGAAAUACACUCGACUUUCCACAAACUUCAGUUCCUCCGACCCAGCGUACUCUAUCUAUUUGCAGACCAAUCGGGAAUCUCGAUGCCGAUCUUGAUCGCGGACAAGAUGACAGUUACAGGGACAGGUGCUGGCGGUUCAGGGGGCGUGAAGAAGGGCAGGGUCAAGCAGAUUACUUUCAAGGGAAUUGGUCACCUCAUCCCCAUGGAAAUUCCAAAUGAAAGUGCAGAGGCUUGUGCGGGAUGGAUCGUGCCUGAGAUACAAAGGUGGGCGGAGAACGAAGCGCAGGAUCGUGCGGAACAAGCUCAAGUGCCGAGACACUUGAGGAGUCAGAUGAACGAAAAUUAUGUCAAGACCAUGCUCAGCGGAUGGUACCAGCAGCAGGGAGGGCAAUCAGCGAAGCCAACAAAGUUAUGAGAAUACUAACGCUGCAUCGUUCGUUGUUGCAUCGUUCGCGUAGUCCCUCGCGUUUUGAUGAAGUCAUGUAUCAGCCAUAUCUGUGUCGCCAUUUUCGCCGGCCGUCUCUGCUUCAUUCCCUUCACCAGUCCACCACAAAGUUGGACCGAGACCACUGUGCAUCAUACUUCCUCUGAUU
This is a messenger RNA of Dissoconium aciculare CBS 342.82, 1621 nucleotides long. RefSeq lists its product as uncharacterized. The coding region runs from base 142 to 1443 and encodes 433 amino acids. The transcript is spliced from 3 exons. The record is from RefSeq and is a predicted model, not a curated record. Lineage: Eukaryota; Fungi; Ascomycota; Dothideomycetes; Mycosphaerellales; Dissoconiaceae.